Mizuhopecten yessoensis (Yesso scallop) is the source of this 3494-nucleotide messenger RNA. RefSeq lists its product as uncharacterized. Gene Ontology annotation, cellular component: nucleoplasm; chromatin. NCBI's taxonomy places the organism in Eukaryota, Metazoa, Mollusca, Bivalvia, Pectinida, Pectinidae. The record is from RefSeq and is a predicted model, not a curated record. Gene Ontology annotation, biological process: positive regulation of DNA-templated transcription. Gene Ontology annotation, molecular function: protein binding; ubiquitin-protein transferase activity. Bases 607 to 2079 code for a protein of 490 amino acids. The transcript is spliced from 3 exons.
GCCUGUCCUAGAAAAAUAAUCGUAAUAUUCUGUUUGGAUAGCCUCCCCUUAUUCAUGUUUACCUUAGUCUAUAGAUAUACUCGUUGAAAAAAACCGUCACCUGAUCAAUAGACACAUUUGGCUAUCUUAAUAUAGCUAAAUACGGUAUUCCUUCCUUGAAAACCACUGAUGAAAGAUAUCAACAUUCGUCUGCUGAAAGCUAGAAAAAAAAUACCCACAUAAAUUUACUGUAUAGCAGACGAAUCAUAUUUCGUGAUCGGCGUAGCUUGCUAUGUAGCGAUCAAGCAGGAAGUCUAUCAUGUUGAUCAAUACUCGAGUUAAAACACAUUGGGUAGUAUGACGCAGUUAUUUACAUAGCACACUUACCUGUCGGUACCUAUCGGUCCAUAUUCAGGUGACCAUAAAGACCGUUUGCUAAGUGAUUACAACACAACGUGCUCUAUAAAGUGGUUUUCAGUUCAUCUGUUACGAAGUGGACGUAGUGUAUGCGCUGAGGCCAUGUCCGUCAUCAUACCAUGACCGGUUGUCGUCGCCUCAUGAGUCAAAUUUAUUAAAGGGAUUCCUCUGAAAGUCCUUAAAUCAAAGAGAAAAAAAGCUUUUCGAACCAUGGCCGGUCAGGUAGUUAAGGAUGUUAACAUAGACGUAUCAUCAGAAAAAUGCACAGAUCAUGAUAAAACCGUGGAGUUCUCUUGCCAAACGUGUAACGGGGAGAUGGUAUGUCGCAAGUGCGUGUUACAAGGUCACAAUGGACAUUUUAUGGGCGAUGUGCAGAAAUUCAUAUCAAAGCAGAGACAAGCUGUGUUAAAAGUCCUUUAUGAGACUGACGAGCGUUUGGAACAGCUAGACGCUGACAUGGCUAAUGUGGAAGAAAGGAUCAGUAUGAACAAUGCCGAGUCCGAGCUAUUGAUUUCUCAAAUUGAAGAACGAGGCAGAGUAUUAAAAGUUCAUAUCGAUGAAAUUGUUGCAAAUGGGAAGAAACAAGCGAGAAGAUACCGAAAUAGAAAUGACAGAAUUCUUAAGAAAGUUCUUGCAAAGAUUACACAUUCAAAUAUGGAAUUUGAAGAGAAAUCACAAAAAUGUCGUACCCUUGUUAAUUCGACCAAGUACAAAGACAUCAAAAAGGCUUUAAAAGUUGGGGAACAGUUAAAAGAGGAUCUUUCUGCAGAAGAUGAAACGACCUCGACUAGAAACCGAACAUUCAUAGUCCCCUCCCCUUCGGAAGAUAUAGCAACCCUGGAGACGCUGUUCGGGAAACUGAAAAUCGACGCCUCAAAAAUCGCCACUGUUAGUCUGACGUUAAAAUCGUCGUUUUGUAACGUAGACGACGAAGCUGUGUUUCGUAUCUGUCCUGUGAUGGAAGGUGAGGCUGCGUGGGUUGGCGGGGAUGAAUGCAAGGUAUCUCUAUUCACUUUUGAAGGUGUCAAACUAGAUACGAUCGAACUUGACUCGGGUGUAAAUGAUCUGUGUGUUUUGCCCCAGAAUAAUGAUUUGGUCGCUCUUGUGGUAGCUUGUGAGGACAACACGAUCAGAAAACUAAUUCCAGACGGGGCAGACUCGGUCGAGGAUGAACUAUUUCGGUUUGAGUCGGACCCACAGAGCAUCAGCUUCACUGCUGACAAUGAAAUUAUCAUCGUCUCUUCGGGACAAGUGAAGCCAAUAAAGGUAGACACGAGUGGGGAUAGGAAAUCCUUGGGGUCCGGAAAUGUAAUGGACUGGCAGCUGACGUCACCGAACACUGUUCGCGUGAAUGGCGAUUCCGGUGACGUGGUAAUACUCAACAACGAUCCAGGAUGUCUGUAUGUAUGUGACGAGAAACUCAAUUUGAAGUUUACGUACCGUGGCCAACAAAUGGACGAUCCACAGGGCGUUACCUUUGACAGAGAUGGUAACAUACUGAUUGCUGAUUGUGGAAGCUGUAGCGUAUUACUGUUGGACAGUAAAGGCCAUUUCCUGCAGACUUUGAUUACUAGCCAGGACCACCCGCAGGCCGUGGAGAUACUGCAAGAUAGUGCGACGCAUGUGCUUUGGGUAGGAUACAGUAGCGGAAAGGUGGAGACAUAUACGUACAGUUUCAAAUAAGCAGACUUGUAUCACCGAUAGUAAUGGACUGGUAAACGGAUUCUAGUUAACCGGAUGCCUGCUUCUUGAACGAAAAACCAUUACGAGACAAGGAUACAUUCUCAUCGACUAAAACAUGUUUAAGGAUUUAAAAACCUAAAUUGACUAUGAAACCGAUCUUCAUCAACUGAAUAUCUGCUUCUGGAAUGAAAACCACUAAGUGACAAGGAGUUCUAUUUUCAUCGGCUGAUAACCUGCUUCAGCCGAGUAUCUGGUUGAGUGACGCCUCGGACAAAACCCACUGAGUGAAUCAGAACACCGUCUUGAUAUCUGCUUCAGUCACGAAUAUCACUAAGUGACUAUGCGACUUGUGUUAGUUGAUAAUAUAAGACAUUUCGAAAACAAUGUGAACAUGCGUUAUGCCUGUGACAUCACGAUAUUUGUGGCAUCCAUUUAAACAAAGGAUUGUAGACAUUAUCAACCAAUUCUGUAAACCGUAUUAAUCUACAAAAAUGCCUUAAAGUAACGCAUGUUUUCAUAAAAACAUAAGAGUCAAAUUGUUUUAAAUAACUGGUCAAUGGCUACUCUUUCUGUACAUAUGGAUUACUCAUUGUGACUUUGCUAUAUUUACUGAGAGUAUAACUGUACGUUUGUUGGAGGUAUAGUUGUGUGUUGUUUGUGUGUUGUCCAAUCCCCUAUGUGUUAAUCAUGUUGGAGUUACCUCCCCUGAUUCAUUUCAUAGUAUUUCAUUUCAAAGUACAAGUACAAGUAGGUAUCUCUAAAUCGAUAUUCUUAGUACAUUGUACAUAUAUUGAAUCAAAUUGGAGCCAAUCAUGGACAGAAUUUACAUAGGCUUGCUAUUUAUUCAAUCAAUUUGACAAUAGCAUCUGUCAAUAAAAUCUGUUGAAAUGAAACAACACUGCUGCAUUUGUGUGGAUGUUUGUUUUUUAAUCAACGAUAAUAAAAGAAGAAAACUAUUCCUGAAAUUACUCGGACCAAACGUAACAGUUGAAUUAUUGUGCUUUGUUCGACGUCAUGGUAACUUGUAAGGAUAUAUGAAUAAGCGUUUACAAUGAUAAUUGCAGUCUUGGGUGAAACAAUGGUUGCUCAGAGAACGUCAGUUUAGGCUUUAGAUAUAAUUGUGUUAAUGCUUUAUAUAUCUGCUUACAUGUAAGAGGUUUUUUUACGUAUUUAAGAUUUUUUUUUUCAAUAUCUGUUAAAUGUUUACGCAACUGUGGUGCCUUAUUAACAAUUUUCAUGCAUUUUUCAUAUUUGUCCUGUGAGAAAGUUAUCAGAAAAUAAUUGAAAAGUAUUUCAAUCAUGAUCUGAUAAGCAGAAUGUGAUGUGUGGUUAGUCUUCAUUGCAAUAUCAAAAGUAUGUUGAACUAUUCUACAAACUUAUAACCCAACGAUAUAAAACAAAAAAAUUGUGAAAAA